Mesitornis unicolor (brown roatelo) is the source of this 2394-nucleotide messenger RNA. RefSeq names its product transient receptor potential cation channel, subfamily M, member 5 (gene TRPM5). Gene Ontology annotation, cellular component: membrane. The annotation marks the transcript as partial. Gene Ontology annotation, biological process: calcium ion transmembrane transport. Gene Ontology annotation, molecular function: ligand-gated calcium channel activity; calcium-activated cation channel activity. The transcript is spliced from 16 exons. NCBI's taxonomy places the organism in Eukaryota, Metazoa, Chordata, Aves, Mesitornithiformes, Mesitornithidae. The record is from RefSeq and is a predicted model, not a curated record.
UCCUGUGAUCUGGAAGAAGUGAUGAUGGAUGCUCUGGUCAAUGACAAACCAGAAUUUGUGAAAUUAUUUAUCGACAAUGGGGCUAACAUAUCCGAAUUCCUGACAUACAGUCGUCUGCAGAGACUCUACUGUUCCAUUUCUCAGAAGUCUCUCCUCUAUGAACUUCUGCUGAAGAAACAUGAAGAAAGCAAGCUGACCUUGGCAGGGCUCACUGGUCAACAGCAGAGGGAGCAGAAGGAGAUCUCCCCACUCUUCACUCUCAGUGAGGUCUCCAGGGUUCUCAAGGAUUUUCUCCAUGAUGCAUGCAAAGGUUUCUAUCAAGACCUGAGACAUGGAGGCAUCAAGAAAUCUGAUAAAACGAACACGAAGCAGUUACCUGGACCCUUAGAUAUGAACCAGAAAAGCGAAAAUCCUUGGAGGGAUUUGUUUGUAUGGGCAGUACUUCAAAACCGGCACAAGAUGGCAAACUAUUUCUGGGCUAUGGGCCAGGAGGGUGUAGCUUCAGCUCUGGCAGCCUGCAAGAUCCUGAAAGAGAUGUCCCGCCUGGAGACAGAGACGGAAGUAGCACGCAGAAUGAAAGAGGCCAAAUAUGAGCAACUGGCUAUUGAACUGUUUAGUGAAUGCUACCACAACAGCGAGGAGAGAGCGUUUGCUCUGCUGGUGAGGAAAACUCAGUACUGGAGCAAAACCACUUGCCUUCAGCUGGCUACAGAAGCAGAUGCAAAGUCUUUCUUUGCACAUGACGGUGUCCAGGCCUUCCUGACAAAAAUAUGGUGGGGAGACAUGUCUACAAGCACACAGAUCCUGAAAUUAAUCUGUGGAUUCUGGUGUCCAUUCCUGAUCUACACAAAUUUAAUAGCAUUCAGUGAGGAAAAACAAUCAAAGAAUGAGCCAGAGCCAUUUAGAGAGCUGGACAGUUUAGACACAGAAAGGACUCUGUUUUUGUCCAAGGAAGAAGAUAGAGGAAACAGUAAACUGGAAAAGCAGAACCUUUCUGAAAACACAGCAUGGGCAACAUUCAUGUUUACUCGGUGGAGAAAAUUCUGGAGUGCCCCUGUAACCGUAUUUAUGGGGAAUGUUAUAAUGUACUUUGCUUUUCUGUUUCUAUUCACUUAUGUCCUCUUACUGGACUUUAAGCCACCUCCACCUGAGGGUCCGUCUGCUAAAGAAAUUAUACUUUACUUCUGGGUUUUUACACUGGUCUUGGAAGAAAUCCGACAGAGUUUCUAUACAGACGAAGACACAAAUUUAAAGAAAAAAUUUAAAUUGUAUGUGGAGGAUAACUGGAAUAAAUGUGAUAUGGUGACCAUCUUCCUUUUCAUAAUUGGGGUAACCUGCAGGAUGCUGAACUCGACUUUUCAAGCUGGUCGAACAAUACUUGCUAUUGAUUUUAUGGUGUUUACACUUAGACUUAUACACAUUUUUGCAAUUCACAAACAGCUUGGACCAAAGAUCAUAAUUGUGGAAAGGAUGAUGAAGGAUGUUUUCUUCUUUCUGUUUUUCUUGAGUGUGUGGCUCUUUGCCUAUGGUGUGACAACUCAAGCUCUACUUCAUCCCGAUGACAGCCGAGUGGAAUGGAUAUUCAGAAGGGUGCUUUAUCGUCCCUACCUUCAGAUAUUUGGCCAGAUUCCACUGGAUGAAAUAGACACAUCACGUAUGCAUCCCAGGAACUGUACAUUUAAUCCACUGCAGAUUCUGCAGGAAAACUCACCAUCAUGUCCUAACAGCUAUGCCAACUGGCUUGUCAUACUUCUGCUGGUCAUCUUCCUACUGGUCACAAACGUUCUCCUAAUGAAUCUUCUGAUUGCUAUGUUCAGUUACACGUUUCAAGUUGUUCAGGGCAACGCAGACAUUUUCUGGAAAAUCCAGCGCUACAACCUGAUUGUUGAGUAUCACGGCCGGCCGGCCUUAGCACCACCAUUUAUCAUCAUUAACCACGUAACUCUGGUUCUCAGAAGAAUCUUCAACAAAAUGGAACAUAAAAAAGAACAUCUGGAAAGAGAUCUUCCAGUUGGUCUAGAUCAAAAAAUCGUAACAUGGGAGCUGGUGCAAAAAGAAAACUAUCUUGUAAACCUUGAACAAGAAAGGAAAGAAAGCAAUGAAGAAAGGCUGAAGGCCACAUCUAAUAAGGUGGAUAACUUGUCUAAAUAUUUUAGUGGACUGAAAGAGCAAGAAAAGCGGUUUAAAGUUAUGGAAACCCAGAUUUGCUACUGUACAGCCGCUAUCUCCUCCAUGGCAGAGGUUUUAACCAAAACCAAUCUCUUGUGCAACCAGCCAGCUCCAAACUACACAUGUGUGAUGAAUGCCAACACAGAAGUGCCUUUGCCAGAAAGAAGUGAGAGAGAAGAGCGUGCAGAUCAGUCCGGGACUGACAUCACAUAUAUUGAUAAUUAA